AUGAACAUCGUGCUGAUGAACACAGGGGGCCGCAGGGUUAAGUUUGUUCAAGAGUUCGACUGGGUGUUAUUGCGCAUUGGAAAACUGCACUUGGAAAUGAACAUGGCGAAGUCAUUCACUAGCCUUUACUGGGAUGUGUUCAUGUGUGAUCUGGCCAAAGAGUUGGGGUUUAAUUCUGAAGCAGCUCAGAAGUUUGUCAAAAAAUGCUCUGAUCAUCACAAAACAAUGUCUAUUUUGAAAGUGGCCCACCUUGGAUUCUGGUAUGAACUUCUUGUACCUUAUGUGCGUAGCCGCCUUGCAUCUGGGACAGCCCUGUCAGUAAAUGACUUUUUGUAUGACUGGUUAGUUAAAGUUGGUUGGACCCAGCCCAACUACAGGUACAUCUUUAACACUACCUGGACAUACUUAAUGGGAAUCAAUUUACUUCAUGUGGGUGUCAGAAGGAACAAUGCAGAGUAUAUUCGAGCUGGGCAUAUGGCCUUUGCUCCGCUGUUCCAUAGAAAUGGUGUUUCCAAAUAUGCGCUCAUAGACUUGCAUGACAGGUUAGUAAUGACUGCUACAUUUUAUUGGUACAGUGGUUUUCUUGCUAGCUGAGCUUUCAAAAGAAGUAAGAAAUAAAACUCUCACACGCUGAAUGCGGAAUGGGUACAAUGUCAUGCCAGAUCAGCAGGUUUCAUGCUUUGCCAAUAAAAUUAAUGGUUGCUGCAUUCUUGUGUGACAGGCAAACUACAUUCAGUGUUCAAGAAUGACAUCUUCCUCAUUUUAGAAAAGCAUGCAUAAUAGUAUUUUAUGUUUGAAUUUAUGAGCCAUGUAUAAAAUAUAUGAAAAUAUUUGCACCACGUUAGGCUUGGGUUAGUUGAAAAAACUUAGUAACUUCCCUCCUUAACUAGAUAAUAAAAUUAUUAUUGCAAUCAUUUAUAACUUCUCUAUAAGUUUUCUAUGGAAACAUUGGCAGUUUUUUCUAUAAUUCCUUGAAUAAAACUAACAUGUAACCUCGAAAUAUUUAAGACCCUUCUUGAGAUUGUGGCAGUUCCAAUGAGUGUGCUAUUAUUUUCUUUGAUUCUUAGUGUGGAUAGAGCUUCAUUUCCCCAGAGCUUGCUGAAUUUGUCUCCAGGACUGAAUCAAUAAGCACGCCUGGAAAUCCUAGCAAAGGAGAGUGUAUGGAUGCAAACCUCGAGGAGGUUAACAAAGAUUCAAAAGUCUGGCAGCAUGGUGUCAUGACAGCAAUUGACUGGCUGAGAAUAUUUAGGAAUCUUGGCAAGUUAACCAAAGUAAGCAUUGUCAUAGAUAUACUAUUACCUCUUAAGGUGAAUAUAUAAUUUAUGUGAUCGAUUUAAUUUCAAUCUAACAUGAUGCAUUGUCUCAACAGAGUAAUAAUUUGGUUGUGUAUGAAACAAGCAAACCUUUGCUAAAAUGCUAAUUAUAAGAUAUUAAUACAUGUUUUUUUCUUUGGUUUGAAAUUUCUUCUAGACCAAUUUCAUUUUUUUUUUUUUUAGUCUGAAAUUCAUUUUAAUAAUCUCAGACAAAGGGAAACGAAGAUGAAACUUCAAACCAAAGAAAAAUUUGAACCACAACAUAUUAUAUGUAUAACCCUGUAAUGAACUCUGAAAUGGAGCUGUAAAAUAUUAGCUUCUGCCACAAGCAGUAUGUAACUGUCAUUACUUGUUGUGGAAAUUUCAGUUACAAUAAGUAAUAACUAAUUCUCCUUCUGUAGGUACGAGAGUGGCUGUUAUGCUUGAUUGGGAUGAAUGAUCCAAAGCAAGAUGCUGGUGUGUCAAGAAAGAGGUAUGACUUCAAGGAAGAAGUUCUUGCAUGGAGAAUCAAACUUCGAAGAGAGAGGUAAGCUGAUUUCACCUACAUUUAUGUCAGUAACAAGUUAUAGUAGCUUGCAUCCAUGCAGCUAUAUUAUGGAUGGACUACAGUGUUUAUGGUAUAUAAUACUUUUCUCAAGAUUUGAAAAUGACUAAACUGAGACAUUACAGCCACAACAGACUAUCUUUGGUAUUUAUCAGUCAGGGGUUUCAAUAACAUUUAUUUCAGAUGGGUAGAUGAAACAUAGCAAGCAGGUAGAUUGAUAUUUUAAUUGGAGGGGCUGAAGGCCCUCCCAAGUAGGGGAGGUCUGGGGGCAUGCUCCACUGGAAAAUUUUGAAAUUCAUUACUCGGAGAUGCAUUUUCCUGCAUUCUGGGGCGAUAUUAGAGGCUCCCUGCUUUAUUAAACAGGGAUCCAUUUUCAAUAAAUUUUAGGACAUAUUAGCAUGAAUUCCUGUACUGAGCUGUAUUUUAUUUUAAACCAAUCAAACGGUCUUCUUCUUCGUCACAGGCGGGUAGUUCUACCUGCUACCCGGCUAUUAUUGAAACCCCUGUAUCCGUGUUGUGUUCUUAGGCAAGACACAUUACUCUCACAGUGUCUCUCUCCUCCCCGGGGUAUAAAUGGGUACCAGUGACAGUAAUGUUGGGGGAUAACCUGUGAUGGACCAGCAUCCCAUCCAGGGGGGAGUAGAAAUACUCCUAGUUGCUUCAUGCUGCAGCCUGAUGGGCCACUGGGCUCAUAAGCAGACUUUACCUUACCUUACCGUACCUUUGGUAUCAAUUUUGGCCACCUAAACCCUCCUAGUGAAGCCAGUAUAUCAAGGCUUUAAAUGUUGGCCUGACAAAAUCAACUGGCCACAUUCCAAUGUAAUUCUUCUUGUUUGCUUAGGUUUUUUUUGUUAUUAUUUAAAUCUGAAAUUUUCCUUUGUAGUCAUGUUGUAGUUUAACUUUUUCUGUGGUUUGAAAUUUUUUGAAUAUCAUUUUCAUUUUUCUUUGUCUGAGAUUAUGAUAAUGAAUCUCACACAAUGGAAAAUAAGAAUGAAACUGGUUUGAAAAAUUUAAAAGCCAAAGAAAAGUUUGAAACAAAACAUAAAUAAUAUGGUGUAAUAUAUUAAUACAUUACAUAUAAUUAUGUUGUAGUUAAUUUUUAUUUCCAGUUAAAUUUUAUUUUCCGUUGUUUUUAUGUAUGGUAAUGUAUGAUAAUGAGUUUGAAACAAAGGAAAAAUACGGUUUAACUGGAAAUAAAAAACUCAACAUACACUUAUAUUUAUCAUUAUGUGUAUGUGUCCUGAUUUUGUUUCAAUGCUGAAUUUUUAAAGGUAUUUUGUAAGAAGCCCCAACCAGCACGUUUCCUUAGUGGUACAGUUCUGGACAAACACCUUCUGGAGAUGGAUGACACUCUGAAGGAAAACAGAAGAAAGUUGUUACUCAAACACUUUGUGCAAGGAAAGCCAAGAACUGAUGUUCGAGUAACAACUGUGUAUACAACUGAAGAAGACCGAAUUCAGGGGGAGGACAUAAAUAAUGCUACUAAAUCAGAGAUUCUCGAGAGAGCAGAGGAGAAAAUUAAUCUUGUUUCGGAUGAAGACAUCAAGGAUGUGCUUCAAAAUAAGAUGAAUGAACUUAAGAGGAAACAGUCCUCUUUAAAAAAAGAAGUCCUCCUCUCUUUCUUCUAUGAAGUGUGUGAAGAACUCAAUCAGGUUGUGGACAAUGAACAGGAAAUUUUAUUUGUGAAAGAUCAAGAUAAUGAUACAUUUAAUUGA
Molecule: messenger RNA, 3572 nt
Organism: Porites lobata
Lineage: Eukaryota; Metazoa; Cnidaria; Anthozoa; Scleractinia; Poritidae
Source: the annotation of a GenBank genome assembly